AUGCCGUGGCCGGACGCGGGCUCCUCGCGGCCCAAUGGCUGCUGCUUGGAGCCGGGGGCCGGGACGGAGAAGGGAGGAGCGGCGAAGGAGAAGGAGGAGAACACGGCCCGGUCGGGACAGAAGCGGCGGGACCCCGGGGGCCUCCGCUGUGCCCGUGCCGCGCUCCUCGGGGCCAGCGCGUCGCACACAAAGGGGCUGGCGAGCCAGAGCCACCGGCGGCUUCGAGGCACCGUGGGGAGCGCGCAGCGAGGGGGCGCUGUGGCGCACCCCGCCCCGCAGCCCCGCCCCCGGCCCGCCCCGGCCCCACCCCGCUCCCACCGCCCCCUCCGCGGCCGUCCCCACCCCUAUCUCUGCGACCCCCACGCCCCGCCUCGGCUAGUUCCCAUCCCUGUCACUGUGCUCCCCUCCCUACUCCGGGCCCGUAGCGGAGGUGACUUUUCUGCACAGCGCCGGUCCCGAGGGCCGAGAACCCACAAGAAGUGCCAGCCCUCUGCACGCUCUGGACGCCCUAGAGUGCUCUGGGCUGUCCACGAAAGACCUGGAGUCCGCCUCCCCAUUUCUCCGGUGGGUGAGUGGGAUGAGGAAAUCGCCAAUCGUAUUUUCCUGUUUUGCCUCCCCAACUCGGAAACUUGCAACUUGGCGUCUCCUGGAGCUUGGGAUAGUUUGGGGUCUCCUGGCUGCUGUCCAACAGAUUAAUCUCUGGGGGCAGUGUCCUCCGUGGGAAGUCCAAGUAGGAGUGGGUGACAUUUACCUCCCCCUCAGGAGGGAGCAGCCUGCACACUAGGGCCCAAAACUCCGCAAAGUAGCGUGAAAGUUCUUCAUCCGUUUCGCUUGUUUUGCUACUCCACACACCCUUCUAGGACGUGUUGAUUGCCAACUGCUCGGCGCAACUUUCCCAUAGCUGUCUCUUCCCGUGCAUUUCAGAGCACCAGUGAAAUAUAACCAGAGAGAUCUGGGAAAAAAAUCUACAAAGACAAUAUUAAUGAUAAAAUUAACACUGCUGAGUGAAUUGUCAAUGCAAGUUCCCUUAUGAACUCUUUGUUAAGUUUUGCUUCCUACUCCUUACAUCCUCAUUCUCUUAAGCCAUUGUUUUUCUUUCUUCUUGUUAUCAUUUUAAAAAGUAACAGAAAUACAACUUUCUUCCUACCUUCAACAUUGACAUGGUGGAGGUUGGGUUGCAAAGAAGCAGCAGGAAGAAAAAAGAAUUCUUCUAUACAUUCACAAGUCCUUCAAGGCACAAAAUAAAAGAAAUAGAGAAUGUGUCCUUUCUCCUAAUAAAGGUCUUUACAAUAAAAUUUAAA
Molecule: messenger RNA, 1301 nt
Organism: Sapajus apella (tufted capuchin)
Lineage: Eukaryota; Metazoa; Chordata; Mammalia; Primates; Cebidae
Exons: 3
Coding region: 1-696 (231 amino acids)
Source: RefSeq, a predicted model, not a curated record